This is a messenger RNA of Daphnia carinata, 811 nucleotides long. RefSeq lists its product as uncharacterized. The transcript is spliced from 4 exons. The record is from RefSeq and is a predicted model, not a curated record. NCBI's taxonomy places the organism in Eukaryota, Metazoa, Arthropoda, Branchiopoda, Diplostraca, Daphniidae. The coding region runs from base 118 to 576 and encodes 152 amino acids.
AUCCCUUGCUCUAAGUUUAAGGAAAAGGAGACUCGGCUCAUCUAUUACAAGCAAAAUUUGUUCUUAACAGACGCAAGUGAACAAGUUGACAGCUCAAGACACUAUUUAAAACAAAGAAUGAUCGUCGCAUCGACGUCAACUAGAACAGCAGCAAUUGCCUACCUUUUGCUCUUGGCCUUCUCAUUGGCCAAUACCGCCAUCAUCAACAGGUCAGGUGAUGAUCAGAGCAACGAGAACAACGUCGUCGACAUUGACGACGCCAUUGCCGAAAUGUCGGACAUUAUUGAUGAAGGCAAUGAUCCUAAAGUUGUGGCGUUGUACGAUGUUCUAAAGGAAAUUCUCGUUGCACCAGCUGAGCCGAAUCAAUCAACGGCCCCAAUCAGGAAGAGGACGUGCUACUUCAAUGCGGGAAUGUCUCACAGCUGCGAUUACAACGAGGUGCUCAGAACGGUGGACGACGUCAACCACUGGAGCAGCGACGACACUCCGGGCAGGCGCCGGAAGCGUCAACAUAGCUCUACACGCCGUGGAAGGGCGCCAACAACACGUUCGUUGGAUGGACGUUCAACAUUUUGAGGAGAAAUCCUUCAUCCCCCACGCCGAGAAGAACUCAUCCCGACCUUGACACAAAGCUUAAAUUCCUUCUUUUAUUUUGUAUACUUCCUUUUUCGUCGUUUCCCAUCUUCCACGAAAUCCGGAUAUCCAUCAGGUGAGAUCUUUUGCACUUUGUUUAUUUUAACAUUUUGUAGACGUCCGUUUGGCUGUGCUCUCUGCCAUCGUGACGGAUGAUAAUGAAGUGAAGGCAGUUGGA